GAAUCGCCCAUCAGCAGCGGAGCGCUGGGAGGGGAAACGGACACACACACACACGCACGCACCGAGCCUCUACAGAGAGCGAGGCGUCACACUGCAGCUCUCCGUUAGCGUGUUUCACGCCGAGACGACGAGUCGCGCGCUUCUCUGCGAAUUUAACCAAUCGUAAGCGAUGAUGUCGCUGCACAAACCCCCGCUCAGACGCAGUGCGUCAACCUUAGAAUCCACCAAUCGCGGAGGCCCUGCUGUGACUCCGCCCACAUCCCUUAACCUCCGCUCUUCUCACAACCAGCAAUUGGGCCGUGACAUCAUAAAGGAGGGUGUGGUCUCAGUUUCUGCAGAAACACAAGGUUCAGCCCCGCCCCCCAAGGGCCGGCACAAAUAUGCCCUGACCAACCUGCAGAGCGCCAUGGGGCUGGAGGACAGUAGCCCCGCCCCUUUCAGCCAAAGCCGUAAACCUGCUCCUACAAAAUCCGCCUCUUCUUCUUCGCUUUAUUCAUCCUCCUGCGUCUCGCUCUCAUUCUCUUCAUCUAACCCUAAGCUGGCAAAAAACGGCACCAACCUGCAACUAAAAGAGACACAGUUUGACUUUAACAAGAAGGACAAGAACCGUAAUGAUGUCAGUGAAUGGGCAGACUGCUUUGGCAAAGAUAAUGAGAAGGGCGCCCCCUUCAGGCGAAGGACAAAGAGCUUCUUGGAGUACCAUCGCGAAGAGGACGAAGAGUCUUCUAACAGUCCGGGGAAGGAGCCAGAGACUCCGGCUGAGGAGAAGCCACUCCUGCCUAAGCUGGAGCCACAAGCGUGGGUCAAAGAGAACCGAGUGGAGGUCCACCUCACGCUGCCACAGAACCACUUGCUCCUGCUGCCUGGAGAAGAGGAGGACCAGAGCCCCACCCACUCUCACCUGAGCCAGGUGGAGGUGCUUCACCCCAAAAAGGAGCAGCUGAACCGGCCGAAGGAAGCUGCAGGGGAGGAUGUAGGGUCUCCUGCCAGGCCCAGGCUACAGGUGCUGUCUAGUCUGGGCCAGAGAGCAGAGCGGGCAGAGGAGCCUCCCAGACAGGAGAAACAAGCAGAGGAAGAGGUGGAGGAAGAGGAAGACUCGAGCUGGACCACUCUGUCUCAAGAGAGUCCAUCCAUAGAGACACCACAGGAAACAGCAGGUGUAUGGAAUGACUCAGUGCUGCCCCCUGGCUGGAGAGAGGUGGAGGAUGUGUCUGAUGUUUAUUUCUGGCACGUUCCCACCGGGACCACCCAGCGGGAGCGGCCCAUAACCCCCAGCAACCACCACCCACCCGAACUCGAUCAGCAGCCGGACAGGGCAAAGGAGGGCACUUCCCUGUCUGUCCCAUCUUCUAAGACACAGAGUGAGAGGCCUAGUAGCAUCGUGUCAGACAGUUCCGUAGAGCCUGUGCCUUCUUCAGCUGCCUCUUCACCUUCUUCAUCUUCACUCUGCUAUGAAGUGUCUGGACCCCCUAGCAGCUUCUUCAAUAACAACUACCUGGACCAGAAGGGGGCCUCCGUUCGCGCUGAGUCCAGGGAGCGAGAGAGCAGGAGAGUGGAAGAGCAGAGAGAGCGAGAGAGCAGGAGAGUGGAGGAGAGGAGAGAGAGAGAGAGAGGAUGUGAGGGAGCCCGCUGCAUGCCUUACAGCUACAUAAACCUGAGGGCUAAAGUGCCACAUGCUCCUGCUGAUACGGUCAUCCCCAUCGAUGACCUGGACACGCAGGUGUUUCGUGUACGUUCUCUGGGCUGGAUGGAGGUGUAUGAGGCCGAUAUGGUGGCUGGCCGGAGCAGUGCUGUGGUCAGUGACUGCAUCAGACUCCUCCAGCACCCGGACACACCCCCUCACGCACACACACUCCGCCGGAGAGAGCGAGCGAAUGCGGGCGAGAGGGAGGAGGGGAAAGCGAUGCUAUUGGUUCUUCAGGACGUCACGUUGACCCUGAUUGACCCUGUAGACCACACCCUACUACAUUCUCAGCCAGUCAGCAGCAUCCGAGUGUGGGGUGUGGGGAGGGACCACAGCAGGGACUUCGCGUACGUGGCUCGGGAUAAGAACACGCGUGUGCUGAAAUGUCACGUGUUCCAAUGUGACAGUCCUGCAGAAGCUAUUGCUGCCAGCCUGCACCAGAUCUGCUCUAAGAUUAUGGCCGAACGGAAAAACGGCAAAGCGGCAGCGGGCGGCUCCUCUCUCCCCGGCUCUGAUGUCCCACUUCAAGUAGAGUUUCCCACACCAAAGACUGAACUACAACAGAGCUUCCAUGUUCUCUACCUGGGAAUGACUUCAGUGUCUCGCCCCAUAGGGAUGGACAUUAUAAACGGGGCGAUCGACAGUCUGCUCUCGUCCACAGGGAAGGAGGACUGGACGGCAGUGCUGCUCAAUGUGCAGGAUGCUACAGUCAGCGUUAUCAAAGAGAAGGAGGAGGAAGAGGAAGUCCUGGUGGAGUGUCGUGUGCGUUUCCUGUCGUUUAUGGGUGUGGGCCGUGAUGUGCACACCUUCGCCUUCAUUAUGGACACGGGGAACCAGCACUUCCAGUGCCACGUGUUCUGGUGUGAACCCAAUGCAGGAAGUGUUUCAGAGGCAGUGCAAUCUGCCUGUGUGCUCCGGUACCAGAAAUGCCUGGUCGCUCGCUCUCCCUCUCAAAAGGCAGCCUCCUCGUCUCCGCCCCAGUCGGAGUCGGUCACUCGCCGAGUCACCACCAGCGUUAAGCGGGGCGUCCAGUCCAUCAUAGACACUCUGAAAAAGAAGCCGUCCCCCGAGCUGCCCCACCAAUGACAGGGUAGCACGACCGUCACGGUCAGCACAGCCAAGCCGAGACACCGGGAGACCCUGUAAAUAGUUACCAGUACUUCUGUGCAGCCAAGGAGAGAGAACUUACAACAGAUAAACAAAUAAACAAAAUCAAAGAAGGAUGGAAGACGGAGGCCCAGUGGGUGCUGCUUCACCAUUGACCUUUGACCUCUGCCGUCUCAGCACGCUCCCUGAAGCAUGCCUCGGCCACACUCACACAGGCACACACAUAAGCCCAUACUCACAAUCACUGACCUGUUUGACGCGUUUCUCUCGCCCUGCGGACCUGAAGGAUGCCAUAAGCUGCGUGUCAUACUGUUACUGUCACACUGAUGAUGUAGCUCUCUCGUGGAGAUCAUGCUCACAUAAACUCAGCACCACUACUGUGCUGCAGAUCACCUCUCUGUGUCUGUGCAGCUGCAAAUUUGUAAAAACACCAUGCUUUAUUUCUUUUGGGCCAGAAACAUAUCCAUACAAGUACACAAAUACCAGUGCUUUGAGCUACCUGAUUUCACACAUGAUGCAUUCAUAAGGGGGCAUUCACACUGUAACCAUUUGCUAUUGUUUUCAAUUGGACAAGGCAUGCUGGGUGCCUGACAUUGUAUGCGUCUGGCACAGCUUCAGAUGUAUGCCCUGACUUGAAAUAAGUUUAACUCAAAGUGGUAAAGUAUCCUACAUCAUGAGCAUUUUAUUCUGUUCUGAUCAGUAGACCAGCGUCAUGCCCAUAUUAGAAACUCUGGCUCUAAGCUGAAUUUCUCUGUGAUGAAAAUGAAUGAAAUUUUCAAAAAUCAUUGCUAUAACCAAACUUCAAACUUUCCUAUCUACAUUUUUCCAAUAAAUGUCACUGUAUCCUCCUAGAUCCUCGAAUUAUGAGGUCGCUAAGGAGUGAAUUUUGCCACUUGUGAGCGAACUAUGCUGAAUUGACAUUGAAGCAAGUACACAAAACCCCCCCAACAAACAAGCAAGCAUUGUAAAAUGUGGUAAUUAGAGAGCUCAAAUAUGUGCUUUUGCCUCCUCUUGAAUGGCUGUGGUUGUACAGACUGAUAUUUGUAUCAAAUGUGUUACUAUAGCACAGUUUUCUCAUUGUAAACACUUUCUCAGUACAUCUAGGGGUGCUAUAUAGCACCUAUCACAGGCAGGAUACUAAAAUGGGCUAAUGGCAGGGUGCACCAGGCUCAGCCAAACCAGCAUCAGCUAGCUCACGUUACGGGCAGUAUGAGCACAUGAGCUGAGUACGGCAAGACAAGGGGCGAAAUACAGGGUGUCCUGGGGUAUCCAGGACCCUCAAAUUAACCUAUUGGACCCCGUGAAUGUCUCAAUCAAAAUUAUGGGGCCUCCCUGUCCCAGUAAAAUAAAUGCAAAUUCAGGGAAAUAUCAUUGUUUGGCCUAAUUCACUUACAAAAUUGUGACUAACUAGUGAUGAAGCACCGGUCUGCCUCAAGGUGGCCAAACUGGUUCACUCAGUUGGCCCUUCGUAGUCUAGCAACUGUAACUAUGACGCAGAUAACUCAUUGUAAGGUCUCAAUUAAUGUGUGGAAGCACAUUAUCAAACUAGAAAGGAGCAUUUCUAAAAGAAGACUUUUAUGUUAAACCAAACAUUUUGCUGUCAUUAAAGCUUAACACUGGUGCCACUAUGGUGAGUGAGUUAGCAGCCAGCCCACACUGGAGUAGCCAGCCAACAUGGGAAUACCAGGGGGUAUUCCGCACACUGAGGAGAGAGAACUUGUUGCUUCUCCCUUCAUUGCCUCAGCCCUCAUAAGCUAUGGCAACACCAGCAAGGCCCAACGUGAGUUGUGGCCUGGAAGACGCACCACUACACCUUAGCACUAGAAGCUGGCAUUUGCUUAACAAGAAGGCCUAAACAGCUUUACACACAACCACGAGGCUCAUUCCAACUCAUUGAAUCCUCACUGAUGAAGUUUAAGGGAUAAAACAAAGAACAAAAUAAUAUGAGCAUGAUGCUGACUAUACAUCUGUAUGGUUUCAUAUAUCAAAAUUAGCAUAAACAGAAGACAGCUGUUUUGAGACAAAAGGUUUUGGCCUAAAACAUUAUUUUUUUAAUGUAAAUGUGAGGUAUGCAAGGGAUUGCAAGGAAAAUUGUAUCCCAUAUUUUAUUUUCUUCAGAUUUUCUAGUGUUGCAUUUCUCAGUCUUACAUAUAAAACUCAGAUGCUUCACUGGUCAUUUUGGAAAGCAAAUUAAAUGACUAUAUUUGAGUUGUAAACAUCAUGAAUCCUGGCUUCAAUGACCAUAGACAGAAAGCAGCUAUUGUCUUUUCUAGCAGCACAAUGCUGGCUAGUCAAUAGCAAAUCUCUUGCUAAUAGAGAUUUCUGCCUGGACAUAUCAAAAUGAAGGCCAGCUAGUGCAGCUGAUUGACAGUAGACAGUGAAAUUUUUCUGCCUUCCGAAGAAAUGCAAUGAUAAUCCCCCCAAUACAACUCACAGCGGGUGCUAUAGCCCAUAAUCCAUGAAAAGAUUGGUCAAGAAAGGCUAAAAACUCACCGUCUCUCCUCUGAGCAACUGAGCUGCUUCAACGCCUUGCUUUUAGAGCAGCGCACUCCUUAAGUGUCUACAUAUUUAAUAUUGCUGCUAUUCUUGGAAUAACAACAGAUGUGGUCUGUUGAGUGAGGACUGAGAUACUGUAUAUAACAAAUGGGACCAUGAUCCAAUAAACUAAAUGGCAUUUGCAGUUGAGUUUGUGUACUUGCAUCAGGUAUGUUUCUGGCCUUAUUUUGGCAUCAUGCCACCGUUUGACACACCAAGAGACUUGUUGGACAGUCAGCAACUAACAGCUGGGAACGCUUUAUGACCAAACUGACCAAUGUAAGGUGUUAUACACAUGCUAGAACUAGAAUAUCUAGUGUUCAUGUCUAAUGAAUGCUAAAAUACUAGACACUGGUUCAUAAUCUCUCUGACAUCUCAGAAAGCAAAAAGCACCUUGACAAAUGUCCAUCAGGCCUACAUGAAGCUACUGUAGGCGUCCAAGCUUGAAUUGAGGGUUAUUAUAUAAAGGGGAAUUCCACUGGUUUGAUGUAAAAUGGGCCAUUCUAGAGUCAGAAUUGUACAGAAUUUGACAGGAACCAGACAUCUGAAUUGUUUAAUGCCUCUAAAAGCUGCCUCAUAGCUAUUACCCUAAAUUGUUAUAAUGCACUGGCUGGUGCAUGAGAAGAUAGUUUUGACAUAAGGUUAUGGUCUAAAAUGUCAUUUUUUAAAUACAAAGAGGUGAAGAGGUACAUACAGUAAGCCAAAUUCUAUUUUUUUUAUGUCAGCCUUACAUAUAAAACACAUGUAGGUUCACUGGUCAUUGUGGAAAGCAAAUAAAAUGACUAUAUUUAAGUUAUGGACAUCUUCUGUCUGGAAUCACCACCAUUGUAAAGAAAUAUGAGUUAAUAUGCUCCAUUUCACAUCAAAUCCCUUUGAAUCACUUUGUUUACAUCUAAACUACAUAAACAUCUGUGGAAUUCCCCUUUAAAGCCCCGAUGUGGAAUCAACAAAGCAGCACAACUGCUGAGAGCUUGGAAACGGGUGUUUUAGCGAUCGUUGUUGCCUGCGAUGCUGCAGCACUAAAAACCAGCCUGCCUGCAGUGAUUCCUGAUGGGAGUUUUUUAGCUACAGAGAACUUCACCAUGACAGAGGUGGGAUUUGUUACUGCGGCAAACCACAAGUUGCAUAAGGGACUGUAAACCAGUCAAAAGUGUGCUGAUCUAGAAUAAGCUUGCCUUUUCCAUCGUAUAGAUUAUAGAGGCAGGAGGAGCUGUGUCUAUGUCAUCUUUGUUAAUCUAAUGAAAGGGUUCUAGAAGUCCAGAACUACCAGAUUCAGUAAAGCUUUCCAGAAGAAAAAAAUAAAGGAAUUCAAGAAAAACAGAGAUAUUGAAAACAAUGCAGUCCUGAAAACGAGAGUUUCUUAAAUAUUAUCUGAAGAAAAAUCUUGAUUGUAGGCUAUUCGAUUUUUUAUGAAGUAGUCCAUCAAUUACAACACCUGCUCUUAAUAUUGCCCAUUAACGCUCCGCUAACAAUUCUUUCAUAGCAAGUGUUGCUUCGCAUUGUCGCCACCCAACUGUUUCCCCCCUACUGACUGAAUUCCCAUUCAUUGGAGUGCACAACACUGUCAAAAUACAGACAUUUUGAAUUAUUUUGUAUGUUUGUGAAAUGUUAAAUUGUUGGGAUUGAAAGGGUGAAGUUUUUAGUAAGUACUUGUACUUGUAAGUAAGGUUUUUAAAGAUGCAAAGUUCAGUUUUAAUGUUGCUAGCAAGCUAAAUUAAUGCUGUAAGCUACACUACUAGCUACUGUAGCAUGGCUAAAGCUACUCUAGGUUUGCUAGCAACCUUACCUGCCAUAUAUACACCAACAUUACUUCAAAAACAGAAACUGCACCAAUAUGUUGCCUCUAUGUCAACAAACUGAAGCUACAAUAAUUCUAAUAAUAUCUUAUAUUCAAUUGAUAUCUUCAUAUGUGGAGUUCACAGGACUGAUAGCAUGAAACUGUGAUUAAAACUAGCUUUUUAUGUAGGUAGCUAGCAAGCUAGCUAGCUAUAGAUACAAAUCUCUGGAACCUCAGGUGGAGGAGCCCUACAUCCUUCAUGAGAACCAACAAUGUGGGAACAGUAUAGUUUAAUGUAGGUGUACUUAUGAAUAGGAUUGUAGUAAGCACUUUUAAGCAUCGUAGCAAUGCUUAAAUGUUUCAAUUUGGCCCACGUGCUCCUUCAAGAGACUAUGAUUCUAGCCCCUUAUCUGGAAUAUGUUUAUUUUGCAACAAGUAUUAUAAACAGUGGAGGAUCCAAGUUAAUCGUUACAGCUCUUCUAAAACAUAUGAAUGGAGGCCCCAGGCUGUAGCUGCAGCUGGUGCUAUCACACAAACACACACAUGCACUUUCAGAAGCUAUAGUGUACUAUUGCUCGUCAUAAUCAUGCUAUGAACAACACGACAGAGACUCACAAACAGCCAGAUGGACUGACUGAGUGGCACACACACACACACACACACACACACACACACACACACACACACACACACACACACACUCACUUUCAGUGUUUAACUGAGGGUGAACAGCACUCACAGACCCAGGGGGGAAUGCGGGUGAACAUGUAAGCUGCAGACAUAAAAAAGGAAUGUGAUUAUUUUUUUUUUUAAUCCAUGUAAACCAAGCUUAACUCACCUGUGUAAGUCACAGAGAAGAAGAGACGUGACAUCUGUCCUUCACAAAUUUUUACACCAUAUUAAUAUCAUGAUGUCCCUGUGGAAAUAAACGCAUUUCAAAACA
Molecule: messenger RNA, 8046 nt
Organism: Pygocentrus nattereri (red-bellied piranha)
Lineage: Eukaryota; Metazoa; Chordata; Actinopteri; Characiformes; Serrasalmidae
Gene: apbb2a
Product: amyloid-beta A4 precursor protein-binding family B member 2
Exons: 14
Coding region: 170-2770 (866 amino acids)
Biological process (GO): regulation of DNA-templated transcription
Cellular component (GO): nucleus; cytoplasm
Molecular function (GO): amyloid-beta binding; transcription factor binding
Source: RefSeq, a predicted model, not a curated record